Molecule: messenger RNA, 847 nt
Organism: Venturia canescens
Lineage: Eukaryota; Metazoa; Arthropoda; Insecta; Hymenoptera; Ichneumonidae
Exons: 3
Coding region: 316-714 (132 amino acids)
Source: RefSeq, a predicted model, not a curated record
CGGAACUCUCGUAAAGUGACCGAAUGCCGCGAGUUGACGUACGAAAAAGCGAAAUUCUUCAACUGUCUCGCGAGUGAUGGAUCGUGCACGAGGUGUUUAUCGCGAUCUUUUCGCAAACCGAUGAAAAACGAAGAAUCGUUCGAGCCCCGCGAUAUGUGAUACCCGCAGAUCGGCCACGCCCAAGGCGAGCGGCCAUCUUGGAUUUAACCACGUGAGUCAGUGUCGCGAACGAACAGCGCUCUCUCUCUCUCUCUCUCCCUCGUCGCUGUGCUCGGAUUCUGUAUAUACGCUGCAUGGGCCAACAGUCGAAGGGCUAUGGGGAAACCAAUCCAUGCACUACGUCAACCGUCGGCUGACGCCAUCGCUCAGAAUGUGUUCUUCCGGGACGGGGACACGGUCGGAAAAUCGGAGCGUCGCCGAGGAGCCUCUCUGAGAAAGAUCCGUCAACUCUGCCAUCAAAUUCCAAGAUUUCGUCGAGCGAAUGGGAACACGAACGCGGACGAAAAAGACGAUAGUCGUGAUCAUCGUCGUCGUCAUUUUACCGGCUUUCAUGAUGACUCGUCUCGAAGAGCAAAAUUCUCCACAGUAGCCAGCUUCUGCCUCGCGCAAAAGUAUUUCUCGCCAGGAGGAGAACCGGAUUCUUCCGACGACGAGAGGAUCCCAACGGCGCUGCUGGGCCGCAGAAGCUUCGCGAUCAACUCGUGCCAGAUAUGAGGCGAGACUCUCUUUUCAUUGCCCAAUAAUCGUUUGGAAACGAGAGUUUUAUAUGCCAUCAUCAACGCGGCCACGUAGCUCGGAUUUUUUUCGAUCCUUUGCGGUUUUCUUUCGCACCACCGGCUCCUCCUCG